This is a messenger RNA of Purpureocillium takamizusanense, 1017 nucleotides long. RefSeq lists its product as uncharacterized. The transcript is spliced from 2 exons. The record is from RefSeq and is a predicted model, not a curated record. Lineage: Eukaryota; Fungi; Ascomycota; Sordariomycetes; Hypocreales; Ophiocordycipitaceae. The coding region runs from base 226 to 954 and encodes 242 amino acids.
CUGUAGCGGAGCUUUGUGAGCCCAAAAUGGUUGAGAAUGUCGUUCUCUAUGCAGCCUAUACGCUGCGUGAACAUCGUUUUUGCAUCUUAAAUAGGAUCCAUCCAAGCCAUUCCCACCUCCAAACAAAGCAACUGUCCUCAAGGUCGACUCUUCUUAAAAUCAACGCUCCUUCAGUUCAAAGCCAAUUGCCUCGAUUUCUACACAAAGACGUGCAAGCCUCUCACGAUGAAGUUGAUGCCCACCAUUGUGGCCGUGUGCAUGGCCACGCCCUCUACUGCGCUCUUCCUCGUCAACAACGCGUGGAAAUUCGCUAAAAUCCCUACUGACGGCCUUGACGACAUCACUUUCGCCUUCAACUUAAAGAACGCGCCGCAUAAGAGAGGCUUCUACUCUUCUCAGGAGUUUAACUUCUUCAACGUCUCCGCCGUUGGCUACAUGGGCGUACAGCCCCGCCCAGACUCUAACGGCAAAAGCAUCGUCCACGCCGCCUUUUCUUCUUUUCAAAAAGGCGCUACUACGAAGCACCGAAACUGCCAUAACGGUGCGGAUGGUGGCCCCGGUAUUAGCUGUUCUGUCGAUAUCGAAGGCGACUAUAGCCAUACCUAUAACUUGACUGUCGAGACCUCCGGCGAGCGGACGUGGAAGGGGACGAUGGUAGAUACUGUUACCGGGAUGGCGACCGUUAUCGGUGAAUGGACGCUGCCUUAUGGCUCGGGCAAACUCAAGAACGGUGAACUUGGCUUUGUUGAGUACUUCCUCUGGGACAGCCGGUCUCCGCAUGCUUGUGACACUCUACCCAAGACGGAGGUUACCAUCUUCGACCCUACGUCUAGGACGAACGGAGCUAGUGGCGGAAACAUGGGCAGGCCGUACGCAGUCGGAAAUUGUCGUGGCAAGGCAGGCUACUCUGCCACGCAGGUAUCUUCGGGCUGGAAUAUCAAGGUCGGCUUUUAGGUAUCUGAUCGACGUAAAGAAGCCCGGUUACGAGACUACAGGUUUAUCCACGUGAAAAUUGAU